Abrus precatorius (Indian licorice) is the source of this 528-nucleotide messenger RNA. RefSeq lists its product as uncharacterized. NCBI's taxonomy places the organism in Eukaryota, Viridiplantae, Streptophyta, Magnoliopsida, Fabales, Fabaceae. The record is from RefSeq and is a predicted model, not a curated record. The transcript has 2 exons. The coding region runs from base 1 to 528 and encodes 175 amino acids.
AUGGGGCCAAAGCUGAGCAUUUCGGGUAGAGUUUUUGCCAUGAGUGGAGCAGAGGCUUUGCAGUCAGAGGAGCUGAUCCGAGGUAAAUAUGUAAUUAAGGGCAGAUUGGUAGAUGUGCUAUUUGAGUCGGGUGCUACGCACUAUUUUGUUUUUGUGGAUUGUGUGAAAAGUAUGAGUCUGCAUGUGAUUGAUUUGCCAUGUAAUGUUGUGGUGACUACACCUACGGGUAAGCCGGUUGUGACAGAGAAGACACUGAUCUUUGGUGCAUCGAUGAUAGAAGUCCCGAGGCUGUUAAGUCAUGGUGCAUGGGAAAACACAGUGAAUGCCAAGACCUUUAUGAUUAUGUUCUCAAUGGAGGCUAAAAGCAUGGUAGAGCCGGAGUAUAUCUCGGUGGUGAAGGACUUCUUGGAAGUUUUCCCUGAAGAUGUUUCUGAGUUACCACCUGAGAGAGGGAUAAAGUUUGCCAUUGACCUCAUCCCGAGAGCAAGCCCAAUUUCUGUGGCACCUUAUAGGAUGUCACCUGUGUAG